This is a messenger RNA of Phycomyces blakesleeanus NRRL 1555(-), 483 nucleotides long. RefSeq lists its product as hypothetical. Bases 1 to 483 code for a protein of 160 amino acids. The record is from RefSeq and is a predicted model, not a curated record. Lineage: Eukaryota; Fungi; Mucoromycota; Mucoromycetes; Mucorales; Phycomycetaceae. The transcript has a single exon.
AUGGGAGAAUCUGAAGAUAUCAAGUUACUCUAUGAGCCAAACGCUCCUGAUUAUCGUACUGUAGCCCAGCAGUCCCUGUUUGACAAACUAGCCCCGGACCCGUCUCUGUCUACCUUUCUAGAUAUCUUAACUCGGGUCGACGACAUCUUUGACAUAUUCAACGACACUCAAAGUGCACCUUUUACAGUCUUCUGUCCUGUCAAUUCAGCAUUUGGUGAUCAUGCUGAUGCCGACAUUAGAGCAAACCUCAAGAGCUUUUUGCGUAACCAUAUCGUGCCGACUGGGAAACUUGACUCAAAAUCGCUACAACAUACUCAAAAACUGAAUACUAUGCUCGAGGAUCAAACCAUACAGGUCCACCACCACGUAUUUCUGCGAAAGACGGUUUUGAAUGACCGAGCUACGGUAGAUACCGUUGAUCCUAUUGAAGCCGCAAAUGGAAUCGCUUACCGUAUUGAUGAAGUUCUUCGACCUGUGAAAUGA